Molecule: messenger RNA, 375 nt
Organism: Plenodomus lingam JN3
Lineage: Eukaryota; Fungi; Ascomycota; Dothideomycetes; Pleosporales; Leptosphaeriaceae
Cellular component (GO): membrane
Source: RefSeq, a predicted model, not a curated record
AUGCCACCUUUUUGGACAGUAGGAACCCUCUUCGGUGCCUCGAGCGUCAUGCUCGGCGCCUUCGGAGCUCACGGCCUGAAGCAGCGCAUCGCAGAUCCCGUGCGUGUUGCGAAUUGGGGUACCGCUGCACAAUAUCAACUCAUACAUUCUGCCGUCCUCACCUUCGCUUCCGUUGUCGCUCCCCAAAACACAAUGGCAAUGGGCCUCUUCACCGCUGGCAUGACCAUGUUCUCCGGCUCCAUAUACCUGCUAGUUCUCGACCCCCAGCGUUUCAAGUUCCUAGGACCUGUGACGCCAUUGGGAGGAUUGUGCUUGAUUGGAGGGUGGGUUGCUCUGGCGGUUGCUAAGAGGCCUGCCAUGCCCAAAUUCAAGUAA